GCACACGACGGCACAGCCCACCCACAAGAGCCCCAAAAAGAUCCACCCGAGAACUCGUCGCGGCCCGCCGCCGCCGCCGCAGAGGGAUCUCCCGGCCCCACGCCACGCGACCCCUCCCCCCGGCGGGCGAUGGACACCGACCUCGGCGGCGCGUCGGCCGCGGGCAUGGACGAGGCGGAGGCGGCCUUCUUCGCGCGGCGCGGCCGCCGGUGCUGCUGCUUCCCCUGGCCCGCCCCCUCCUCCUCCACCACCUCCCACCAGCGGGUGGGCACGGCGGGGCUGGCGGCGGAGGAGGAGAGCUGGUGGCAGCGCGCGGCGGACGCGGUGCUCAAGGUGCGGGAGUGGUCGGAGCUGGUGGCUGGCCCGCGGUGGAAGACCUUCAUCCGGCGGUUCGGCCGCAGCGGGCCGCCCACGCGGCCGCACCAUCACUUCGGCGGCCGCAAGCUCAACUACGACGCCCUCAGCUACGCGCUCAAUUUCGACGAGGGCCACGGCGCCAGCCCCGAGGGCGACUACACCGGCUACCGCGACUUCUCCGCGCGCUUCGUUGGCCCGCCGGCCUCCGCCAAGUCCUCCAUGGACCUCGGCGGCCGCGACGCGCCGCCGCUCUUCAACCCGCCGCCGCCUUCCCACGACGGAGCCGGCCGGGCUUGACCGCUCCCGUGGACCUCCAAGAGACCACCCCCCCAUUGGUCAUCGGAUCGGAGCAGAGGAGGAAUGCCGGUUGAUUGGUCAAAGGACGUCGGAACCAGAAAAGAUGGUGCCCUUUUCAUCCUGAACAGAUUCGAUUCCGCGGCCGUAUGGUGAGCGAGAUCGCUGCUUCGAUUCCUUCCUGCUCUUCCUCCGUCCCGUCGAUCGGUUGGUUAGUGGCCCCUGUGUAAAGAAGAGAUUGUGUUCUACAUUCGUUGUCAUCUUACUGCUGCUGUAAUGAAUUCGUUCGUGCUGUCCCAGUUUUGCCCCGAUUGAAAUUAAAAUCAUCAUGAGUUUUGAGUGAUCGA
Setaria italica (foxtail millet) is the source of this 998-nucleotide messenger RNA. RefSeq lists its product as uncharacterized. NCBI's taxonomy places the organism in Eukaryota, Viridiplantae, Streptophyta, Magnoliopsida, Poales, Poaceae. The transcript has a single exon. Bases 130 to 654 code for a protein of 174 amino acids. The record is from RefSeq and is a predicted model, not a curated record.